AUGGGUUCAUCGGACGACUUCAACCUCGGAAAAUCCCUGGGCUAUGAACUAGUUACAAUCAUUGUGGGAAAAGAGAAGCGCAAGUUCGCUGUGCACAAGCAGCUUAUAUGCGAGUCGGUGGCGUAUUUUCGCGGUGCAUUUUCGGUAGGAGGAUUCAAAGAAAGUCAGGACUGCAGUAUGGAUAUUCCAGAGGAUGAGCCUGGAGUUUUCGAGUACUUCAUGCAUUGGUUAUACAGAGGAACAUUACUCGGUGUCUAUAUAUUUGCGGAGAAGCUAUGCGUCAAUGAGCUUGCGAACAAAGCUAUCAAUGCAAUUCAAGCCAUAUCAAAAUCUGAUGAUUUUGAUCAGCUCCCUGACUGCAUCGUGGAGCAUGCCGAUAAGAUUUGGAAAAGCACAUCUCCUACAUUUCCACUACGCAAAUGGUACAUUCAUGCUCUUGUCUACGAUGCGUGGGACUUUGAAGCUUCCAUUGACAAGAAGAAGAAGGCUUUUAUGUUGGAUAUGGCAGAACUGGUCAUUCUGUGGGAACUUUUCAAAGAUCAUCGGGAUCUUUAUGUGAGUUUAUUUACUCCAGUUCAGAAGCAUUCAGCAGAUGAUCCUCCAGAAUGCCAAUUUGAGGAGGAUAAAUGGGAUGAUUGUUACUUUCACCGACAUUCUGAGGGAGAAGUGUGCCAUUUGACAACAUCGGAGGUUAAACAGAAUGAGGAUUCUGAAGACGAGAUCGAGAGUUGA
This is a messenger RNA of Botrytis fragariae, 732 nucleotides long. RefSeq lists its product as uncharacterized. Gene Ontology annotation, molecular function: protein binding. Bases 1 to 732 code for a protein of 243 amino acids. The record is from RefSeq and is a predicted model, not a curated record. The transcript is spliced from 3 exons. Lineage: Eukaryota; Fungi; Ascomycota; Leotiomycetes; Helotiales; Sclerotiniaceae.